CCUCCAUCCGGGACCCAUCCCUUUAAGGGAAGUAAAUCCGGCCCGCGGGCGCGGCCAGGGCGGGGUGUGGCGUGUCCCUCCGCGGGCGCGGUUCGAAGCUUAGCGAGGCGGGAGUCGGCUGCAGACCGUGGCGGUCCCGAGGCGGCCAGUGGGACAGCCUGGAGAAGAGGACCUAGGCGUGCUGGCAUCCAGUUCUGAGCAGCUGUUGGAAGUCCACUAAGAGGACCGAGAAGAGGCCUCGGGGUGACCACAUCAUCCCACCGUGGUCUCUACUCCUUGUUCUGAGACACAAGUGCCACCAAAAUGUCAAACCCAUUCCUGAAGCAAGUGUUCAACAAGGACAAAACAUUCCGACCCAAGCGCAAGUUCGAGCCUGGAACGCAACGCUUCGAGCUCCACAAGCGAGCACAGGCUUCUCUGAACGCCGGGCUGGACCUGCGGGUGGCUGUGCAGCUGCCGCCAGGCGAGGACCUCAACGACUGGGUGGCUGUGCACGUGGUGGACUUCUUCAACCGAGUCAACCUCAUCUACGGCACCAUCAGUGACGGCUGCACCAAGCAGUCCUGCCCAGUCAUGUCCGGGGGCCCCAAGUACGAGUACCGUUGGCAGGAUGAGCAGCGCUACCGGAAGCCCACUGCGCUCUCCGCACCCCGCUACAUGGACCUGCUCAUGGACUGGAUCGAGAUGCAGAUCAACAAUGAGGACAUCUUCCCAACCAAUGUCGGCACACCAUUCCCCAAGAACUUUCUGCAGGCCGUGCGCAAGAUCCUGUCUCGGCUGUUCCGCGUGUUCGUGCACGUGUACAUCCACCAUUUCGACCGCAUCGCGCAGAUGGGUUCCGAGGCCCAUGUGAACACCUGCUACAAGCACUUCUACUACUUUGUCACUGAGUUCAGCCUCAUGGACCCCAAGGAGCUAGAGCCCCUGAAGGAAAUGACGUCACGGAUGUGUCACUGAGGUUCCCACCCGGCCAAGGAGACUCAGGGAGACAGCUGGGAGGUUCGUGUACAGCCUGCGCCUCAGGAGCAGCACACCUCUCGUGACUGUGAGCCCUGCAGCUCUGUCCUGUCCCCUUACCGGUCUCCAGGGGGCUGAACUUGGAUUCUGUAACCCUGUGUGGUCCUGGCCACCGGGCUCACCUGGACCAUUGUCUGCCACCCCCUUGUCCCUCUCCAUAUCCAGUGCCGCAGCCAUGGACUUGGUAUGUGUGGCUGUAGCUCUGCCCUCCUCUUUCCAGGGGAGGGGCGGUGGCACCAGCUUCCCCCCAUUCAGAGCCGCACUCUGUGGUGACCACGGGCAGCAGCCCUGCCUCUAAAGCUGUCCUGAUGUGCCACGCCCCCCUGUGCCCACCAGCUCUCAGUGCUCACUUCUGAUCAUUGGCACUGCAGACACUGGCAGCGAGGGCUCUGAGCACUGAGCGCUCUGUGUGGGGAGAGCGCUCUGGGGUCUUUGCAGGGUCAUAAGGGCACAGAUGCUGCAUGCCUGUGACCCCAGCUCUUGAGAGGCAGAGGCAGGAGGAUUGCUGCAAAUUCAAGGCCACUCUGGCCUCCACACUGAGUCAGGCCAGCCAGGGUCUCAUAACAAGAUUGUCUUUAAAAAGGAUUGUAACGGACAGCUAGGCAGUGGUGAUGCACACCUUAAUCCCAGCACUCUGGAGGCCAUGAGUUCGAGGCCAGCCUGGUCUACAGAGUGAGUUCCAGGACAGCCAGGGCUAUAGAGGGGAAACCCUGUCUCAAAAAUCAAAAAGAAAACAAAUUAGAAAGGGAUGGCUCCGUGGGCAAAGUUUGCUGAGUGAGUGUGAGGAGAAAGGCGUGGCUGCAGCACAUGGGGGAGCCAGCUGAGGGGAGAGCCAGCUGAGGGGAGAGUCAGCUGAGGUGCGGCUGUCACCCAGCUGCAGGCACAGAGGACUCCCGCCUCUGCCUCCCAAGUGCUCAGAUUAAACAUGUUAGACACAAUGCCCAGUCCAUUUGUUUUGUUUUUUGGAGUCCCUGGCUGACCAGGGACUCAUGUAGACCAGGCUGGCCUCAGACUCCUAUAGAUCCACCUGCCUCUGCCUCCCAAGUGCUGGGGUUCAAGACAUGCACCACCACACCCAGCCCAUCUGGAAAUUUUAGAGAAAAAAUUUAACCAGUUUCUAGUGGCUGCCCUCUUGGGCACAGUGUCUGGUUGGAGCCAGAAUCCAGGGAUGAAUUCUCACGUGGUUCCCAGCGCCUGCUGGCAUCCUCAGUUCCCUGGAGAGUGGCAGCAAGGUCUUCCUUUUCGGUGGCAGCAUACUAUGUCCCAACGUUUCGUGAGUGGCCCUGUGGCCACAGGACCAAACUUCCAUGGACACCACUCUGUCAUGCCAUGGAGGGCAUGGUGUGACUGUCCCCAGCUCCAGUCCUUGACCCUCUUGGCCCUUCCCUCGAGACCUGUGCACUGUGAAGACCCCAGAGAAUUUUGGCUGUUUCCCCAAAUCUGGGAGGCUGCCACUGAGCUAAAUGAGUAGUUAGUUAACAAGAUAUCAGUGCCUGAGCCCAAAGCCUAAGGGGCUGGCUCCCCAGGCCCUUCCAGAAGCCACCACACCUGCCCUGGAAGGACCCGGAGACCAGCCCUCAAGGCUUGACUGAAUGUAUCUUCCUUCCCGGAAGCCCACACAGCAGCCCAGGGGAGGGGCCCGCAUCGCCUCAUCCAUGCCCUCGGUACAAGCCUAAGAAUAAAGCUGUGGUCUUCACACUCUG
This is a messenger RNA of Mesocricetus auratus (golden hamster), 2720 nucleotides long. RefSeq names its product MOB kinase activator 3A (gene Mob3a). Gene Ontology annotation, biological process: signal transduction; positive regulation of protein phosphorylation. Bases 304 to 957 code for a protein of 217 amino acids. Lineage: Eukaryota; Metazoa; Chordata; Mammalia; Rodentia; Cricetidae. The record is from RefSeq and is a predicted model, not a curated record. Gene Ontology annotation, cellular component: cytoplasm; nucleus. The transcript is spliced from 5 exons. Gene Ontology annotation, molecular function: protein kinase activator activity.